AUGUUCAGGAACAACUACGACAACGAUGCGGUCACCUUCUCCCCGCAAGGUCGGAUAUUCCAGGUAGAAUACGCACAGGAGGCUGUCAAGCAGGGUUCCGUGGUAGUGGGACUGGUCAAUAAGACACACGCCGUGCUGGUCGGCCUCAAGAGAAAUGCCGAAGAACUCUCCUCAUAUCAGAAGAAGAUCAUCGAAAUCGACUCGCACAUGGGCAUUGCCAUCGCCGGUCUGGCAUCGGACGCUCGAGUCCUCUCCAACUAUAUGAAGCAACAGUCUCUCGGUUCUCGUAUGACCUACGGCCGUCCGAUCCCCGUUGACCGUAUCGUCACGCAGAUUGGCGACCGUGCCCAAACAAACACGCAACAGUACGGAAAGCGGCCAUAUGGUGUGGGCUUGCUUGUCGCCGGCGUUGAUGAAGCCGGUCCUCAUCUAUUCGAAUUCCAGCCCUCCGGAGUGACCCUGGAGAUGGUGGCCUGUGCCAUCGGAGCCAGAUCCCAGAUGGCCCGUACUUACUUGGAACGCAACCUGGAGCAGAUUUCGGAGAGUACGCGGGACGAGCUCAUCACUCACGGCCUGCGGGCUCUCAAGGAGAGUCUCUCGCAGGACAAGGAGCUGACAGUGGACAACACAUCUGUUGGUGUGGUCGGUCUUGCAGGAGAAAAGGCCAAUGGGAAGCUGGAAAGCUUCAAGCUCUACGAGGGACAGCAGCUCGUACCGUUGCUGGAGGCCCUGGAGCGGACCGAUGCGGGAGAGACGAAAGAAGAGGAGACAAUGGAAGUUGAUUCAUAA
Aspergillus ochraceoroseus IBT 24754 is the source of this 789-nucleotide messenger RNA. It is a transcript of the gene pre5, whose product is annotated as proteasome core particle subunit alpha 6. The record is from RefSeq and is a predicted model, not a curated record. Gene Ontology annotation, biological process: ubiquitin-dependent protein catabolic process. Lineage: Eukaryota; Fungi; Ascomycota; Eurotiomycetes; Eurotiales; Aspergillaceae. The coding region runs from base 1 to 789 and encodes 262 amino acids. The transcript is spliced from 3 exons. Gene Ontology annotation, cellular component: proteasome core complex, alpha-subunit complex; nucleus; proteasome core complex.